This is a messenger RNA of Colletotrichum lupini, 4722 nucleotides long. RefSeq names its product potassium/sodium efflux P-type ATPase. Gene Ontology annotation, cellular component: plasma membrane. The coding region runs from base 1 to 4722 and encodes 1573 amino acids. NCBI's taxonomy places the organism in Eukaryota, Fungi, Ascomycota, Sordariomycetes, Glomerellales, Glomerellaceae. The transcript has 11 exons. The record is from RefSeq and is a predicted model, not a curated record. Gene Ontology annotation, molecular function: ATP hydrolysis activity; P-type calcium transporter activity; ATP binding. Gene Ontology annotation, biological process: calcium ion transmembrane transport; intracellular calcium ion homeostasis.
AUGGCAACUCCCAAAUUCUCAAAACGCUGCCUCCUAUGGGACUACACCAACACCCGCGACCGCCCAGACGCAAUCGAUCAACUCUUCACAACCACAUCACCAUCAGACUCUGCCAAUAAGCCCAUAGCAGCAGCAGUAGAAGCAAGAGCGCCGCUUACAGUCACCCCGUUCAAAUCCGUCCACAACUGGAACGCAUGGUACCCGCCCGAACUCAAGGGCCGGCUCCCCUUCCGGCCCAUGAUCCGCACGCGCGCGCAGCUGGACACGGAAGAGUGGGACUGGAUCCGCGACUCCGACGCUGAGAUGGUCCACUACCUCAACGAACCGGAGCGGCAGGGCAUCUCGCCGGCGGACGCCGCGGCCUGGUGGCUGGACAAAGUCGUGCCCGAGUUGCGGGAGAAGAGGGGCAAGAAGCUUGUCGGGCCGGCGUGUGCUAGCGAUCCCGGGGGCGAGGCGUGGCUUGCGGAGUUUAUGACGAUUGUCUACGAGGACGAGAAAAAGAAGAAGAAGAAGAAAAUGAGGCCAGAUUUCCUUGGGGUGCACUAUUACAGCGGCGAUGUCGAGCAUGCAAAGAGGUACCUGACGUCCAUGUACGAGCGGUACGGGCUGCCGCUCAACGUGUCGGAGAUUGCGUCUAUCAGUCGGGACCCGGUCGAGGUGGAGGCGUUUACGGAGGAGCUGAGCGGGUGGAUGGACGAGAAGGAGUGGAUCGACGAGUAUGGGUGGUUUGGGUGUAUGGCACACUGCGCUGAUGACUUUGUGAGUCCUGCGGCGCAGCUUAUGGAUGGGGAGGGGAGGUUUACGCCGCUCAUGAGGCGGUUGAUGGGGUUCUGGUCAGGGAUGAUGCGGAAUACGAAAACCGGGACGUAUACUGGAUUCCUAAGCAGAGUUGAUCAUUGGCAUGCUAGUUCGAUCAUUCGUGGUAGAAUCUGGAAACUCUCAGUCGAUGUUAUGGGAUGUGCUUAUCUCGGAGCAAACAUGAAUCAAGCGGAAACAAGCCUUGGGUUGCGUCUUGGCUGCUUCUUUUCGCCUAGCGUCUCCCCGCCUCCACGGGCCUCACAAAAGAAGGCCUCACGUUCAUGUCCCACAACCCGGAGAUCAUCGACUCCCAAGACCUUUAUUCUCAUUGCCCGCGCUCAAACGUUGAUUGCCCGAUUAGGCAAGUCAAUUACAUGCCGUACAUGCACUUGCCGGGUCGCUCCCGUCCACUAUGAUGGAACGCAAAAUGGCUUUCUCCCGGACUACUUCAGCAACAUCUUUGUAAUCUUUCUAGCCCCAGUCAAGACAGCUUGUCUUUCGCCAAACCUUCUACAAUCGAGUCAACUGACUCUAUACUCUCUCAUACUGUCUAGAAACCAGCCAAUGACUUGGGAUUUUGUUACGUUCCAUCAGCUGGGUAGCACCAGUAAAGUCUACCAACGAAUGAGAAAAGCAGAGAAUGGGCCCUCAACUCUCUACGUCGUUGCCGUUAGCGAGGAAUUUUGCGUCGAGGCCAAGAUGUCGAAAAGAUACCGCUUUACAAAUAUCACGGCGUACAGCCAAACUAUGAAAGCAACCGAAAAGACGGCAGACUCCUUCCAGGAGCAUGCCUCAGGACAAUCCAACAAGCCUCUCUCUCGACCACCUCACUCUUUGGAGGCUGCUCAGGUUCUCGAAGAACUCCAUGUCGACGCAAUCCAAGGGUUAGACCCCGACGAUGCCAUCCGUCGGUUGGCCGAAUUGGGGCGCAAUGAGCUUCGUCAACAAAAGGGCGUUCAGCCUUUGAAAAUCUUUCUCGAGCAGAUUUUCAACGCCAUGACUCUGGUCCUCCUACUAGCACUCGGCGCAAGUUUCGGCAUCCAAGCCUGGAUCGAAGGCGGCAUUCUAGGCGGCAUCAUCGUCCUGAACAUCUUCAUCGGCUUCUUCCAGACCCUCCAAGCCGAGAAGACAAUCAACUCGCUAAAGAACCUCGGCAAGCCGACAUGUAAGGUUGUACGGGACGGCAAGACGAUCGAGAUACAGACGGCCGACGUAGUACCUGGAGACAUCAUCGACUUGAACACGGGUGACUCGGUGCCGGCGGAUAUCAGACUCAUUGAGGCAGUCAACCUGGAGGCGGACGAAGCGUUACUUACGGGAGAGUCCGCACCUGUCUCCAAGAUGCCCAACUCGGUGUUUGACGAAGAUAUGGGCCCUGGGGAUCGACUUAAUGUGGUGUACAGCUCCACGGUCAUCACGAAGGGUCGCGGGCGCGGCGUCGUGUUUGCUACUGGCAUGUGUACCGAGAUUGGUCUCAUUGCUGGUGCAUUGAACGGCGGCUCGGGAGAUAAGUCCCGGGUGAAGCGCAACGAGGAUGGGAACGCUUCGAUCUUUGCGUACUUUGCCGCUGGAUACACGGCUACCAAAUCGUGGAUCGGUGAGUUCCUGGGACUUACCAUCGGCACGCCAUUGCAAAGGAAGCUCUCUCAGUUAUUUCUGUGGCUGUUUCUGUUUGCUAUUAUCUGUGCCAUCGUUGUUCUUGGCGUCAACAAGUUUGAUUCUCGCAAGGAUGUGAUUAUCUACGCAGUCACUACCGCGAUUGGGACGAUUCCUGUUUCUUUGUUACUGGUCCUGACUGUCACCAUGGCUGCUGGCACCAAGAAGAUGCUUGAGAGACACGUCAUUGUUCGGAAUCUGUCCAGUCUGGAAGCGCUUGGAGGAGUUAGCAAUAUCUGCUCCGACAAGACCGGUACGAUUACCCAAGGACGUAUGGUAGUCCGAAAGGCAUGGCUUCCGGGCUGCGGCACGUACUCUGUCCACACCACGAACGACGUAUACAAUCCUUUUGCCGGUGAAGUCCAGUUUGCGGCUGGCCAACCAGAGGACAUCGGCUCCGUCUCCGAGAAAGAGCACGAUCUACGGGCCGAGCCAAUUGAUACGCACCACGAGCCUGCGACGAAGCCUGCUCUGCAAUGGUUCUUGAAUGUCGCGUCGCUUGCAAAUCUGGCAACGUUGAAGCAGGCCGUAGACGAUCCCACCAGCUCUGGGGAGUGGACAGCUAGCGGAGCACCCACUGAGAUUGCUAUUGAGGUGUUUGCGUCCCGGUUUGGCUGGAACAGAUUGCAGCUGUGCCAAGGCUCAGAAGCUUCUUGGAAAGAAAUUGCAGAGUUUCCCUUUGACUCGGAUGUCAAAAAGAUGUCUGUCAUCUUCAAGGAUGUGGCCUCGGAAGAGAUGCAUAUCUUCACAAAGGGCGCUGUCGAGCGCGUCUUAAGCUCUUGCAACACUAUCGCGUACGGUGACGAUACCCGUACUCUGACCGACCGCUAUAGAGAAGACAUCAUAUCCAACAUGGAGGUGCUGGCCGGCCAAGGUCUACGUGUUCUCGCGCUCGCACAUCGAACUCUUAGCAGUGACCUUUCGGAAGCCCAAUUUGCAGACGGCAAAGCCCCAAAUCGCAACAACUUCGAGACUGAUCUCACCUUCCGCGGCCUCAUCGGUAUCUACGAUCCUCCCCGUCCCGAGUCCCGGCCUAGUGUUGAGAUGUGCCAAGGAGCUGGCAUCGUCGUCCACAUGCUCACCGGCGACCACCCCCAGACCGCCCGAGCCAUCGCCACAGAGGUUGGCAUCCUGCCACCGCCCGAAAAGCUCCGGGUCCUCGCUGCCGACGUUGCCGAGGCGAUGGUCAUGCCCGCACACGAUUUUGACGCCCUGACUGACGCCCAGAUCGAUGACCUGCCGCAGUUGCCUCUAGUGGUGGCGCGAUGCGCACCGAGUACCAAAGUUAGAAUGAUUGAAGCGCUUCACCGCCGCGGUCGGUACGUAGCCAUGACUGGCGAUGGAGUCAACGACAGCCCGAGUCUGAAGCGGGCCGAUAUCGGCAUCGCCAUGGGCUCCGGAUCGGACGUGGCGAAGGAGUCUUCCGACAUCGUCUUGACGGAUGAUAACUUUGCGUCCAUUCUGAACGCCAUCGAAGAAGGCCGCCGGAUCUUUGACAAUAUCCAAAAGUUUAUCCUCCACGUCCUGGCGGCAAACAUUGGAUUUGUGAUUGCGCUGCUUACGGGGUUGGCGUUCAAGGACGAGACUGAUACGUCGGUCUUUCUGUUGUCGCCUGUGGAGAUCCUGUGGAUGUUACUUGGUACGGGUGCUUUCUGUGAGACUGGACUUGGAUUUGAGAAGGCGGUGCCAGACAUUCUUAAACGACCGCCACAAAAUCUCAAAUACGGCGUCUUCACGCACGAAUUCAUCCUCGACAUGGUGGUCUAUGGACUCAUCAUGGCAGGCUGCGUUCUCGGAGCCUUCACCCUGGUUGUAUUCGGCUUCAACGGCGGCAACCUCGGUAUCGAGUGCAACAACGCCUACUCUACAGCCUGCGAGCCCGUAUUCCGCGCUCGUGCCACGAGUUAUACGACCAUGACCUGGAUCUUCCUCCUCUUCGCAUGGGAGCUUAUUGAUUCACGCCGGUCUCUCUUCUACAUGCCAGCGGGUUUCAAGGCUUGGGGCCAGCAUCUGUGGGGUAACAAGUUUCUCUUUUUGUCUGUGACAGUUGUCUUUUUUGUUGUGUUUCCGACGCUGUACAUACCCGUGUUGGAUCAUGUGGUGUUUAUGCAUCAUGGAAUCAGCUGGGAGUGGGCGAUUGUGUUUGUCGAUGUUUUCAUCUUUAUGGCUGGUGUCGAGGCCUAUAAGUGGGCGAAGAGGGUGUAUGCAAGGAGAAUGCUAGCCAAGAUUGACAGCGGAUUUGCGGAGUCGAACGGAGCUCAAGUAUAG